AUGGACGCCUUCUUCAUGCAAAACAACCUGGACUGGCCUCCAAUAGGCAUGACGACGGACGGUCUGGACAUGAUGACACCGAAAUACCCCAUGAAGGAUUCUAUUCCACAUAUCCACCACACAGAACCCGACCUCGGAGCGGUACCUAUGAUUCAGACCUUUUAUGAGGGGCCACCCAAAUGCGAUUGUUGUUCAAAUUGGAUCGAAAAGGCACCAGUCCAGUUGCCCGAGGAUGCCAAAGAACGAUAUGACGGAGCUAGCAUUCGAGUGUUCAAGACAAAAGACCACGAUUCGCACUUGGCAAGGAUAGGUGGUCUUGUCGCGGUGAAGGAUGAUACUAUCGAGCUGCAAGGCAAAUUAUUGGUCAACUUUCUGCGACCAAUUUUGGCUGAAGUCGGGUUUAUUCCACCCCUAAAGACCAAGAUCAUCUUCAAAGCACCGUUUCGUGAACUUUACUUCGCGUAUGGAAAGAUUGUGCAGGCCGCUACGACGCUGGACGAUACCAGCGACGUCAGACGCCAUGUUGGAGUGCUCCUGACAACCAUCGGGGAGAUCUUCGCCGACACAGUGAAACAAGUCACAGAUCUACUCAGCAGACAGUUCAUAACAUUCGAAUAUCUGUGGACGUUAUUUCCGAAGCACGCCAUGGUGUACUUAAAGGAACUCGGAGGCAACCGUGCGUACGAAGUCACUCGUACCGAGUAUAUCGAUACCAAGCUCAUCUGGAGAGAAAAAGCCAAAAAUGAACGUGUGUCUAAGCCUGACAUGUUCCAGGUUAAGUUCAGAAGUUUUAUGUUCGACGGCACAAACUUUGGGGUUACAGAGGCUGUUGAGAAUAUAUACAAGUUCAAGGGUGUUCGGCGCAUCACUUCCCUCGAUGUAUAUCCGCUGGACCAUCAUUCCAAUCCAAACAUGCGGCUCGAAUGCUAUCUUCGAGGGCAGAGAAUUCUCGACAUGCAGGACAUGGUUUAUUGCUGUUACAACGGACCAGCGACGAAGACUUCUUUCGGACGCGGCGCGACGAGACAUGUUGGUGGGAGGGUAAUCGCCGACCCGUAUGGGGCCCGAAAAUUCAUGGUUGAAGGAGGAACCAGCUAUGUUGAUGCAGGAGAGCCAGAAGAGCAAUCGCAGACUGAAGAAUCUCAGGGCGACAGAGAGCAGACUAAAGCGUUGCCCCGAAUCAAGAGCCGAUCACGACGUCCAAACGAAGAAGAACAAAUCAGAAAUCGUGACUUUUUCCAGGCGAAUCAACAACACCUCAUCACAAUGAAUCCAAUCAUCGAGGCAUACUCGUUGUCCACUAACGAAUGGAUCAAGUGCGAUCUGGAUUAUUUCGAGCCCAUCAAAUGGAACGCUGCCGCUUUCGAUCACCUUGUUCUGGAUAAGGACUACAAGGACAUCCUGAAAACGUUCUCCCAUACACACAACGAAGCCAGUGGAAAGGUUGAAGGUCUCAUUGCGGGCAAAGGAGAUGGUCUGAUCGUGCUCUUAAGCGGCUUGACCGGAACUGGGAAGACCUUGACGGUCGAAGCAGUGGCCGACGACCUCAAGAAACCACUCUUCAGACUUCAACCGGACCGUCUAGGGUCAUCUCCCGAGUCGAUAGGUAAAAAGUUGAACGAAGCGUUCGACCUUGCUCUUCAUUGGAGAGCUAUACUCCUGCUCGACGAGGCUGACAGUCUACUCUCGAAACGAUCUUUGCAAGGAGGCGCCCGCAACGAAGUGGUCGCCGUCAUGCUCCGCCACCUCGAAUACUACAGAGGUAUCAUGUUCAUGACGACCAACCUGUUCGACGAUAUUGACCACGCAGUCCGUUCCCGAGUUCGGAUACACAUUCAAUACAAUGCUCUUUCGACCCAGCAUCGCUUAAGUCUGUGGAAGAUGUUCCUUGCUCCGUCAAAACUUGCCUCCAAAACGUCGUUUGCAGGUCAAGUCGACAAUCUUUCGCUGGACCUUUCGAAACAGGAUUGGGAGCAGCUUGCCGCUUGGAAGCUCAAUGGACGGGAGAUUGAAAACAUCGCAAAGAAUGCCAUCAUGUGGUGCGGAGCAAGAACCUAUAUCAUCACAGUGGAUAGACUGGAGAAAUUGAUACCACUCACAACUCCGUUUGCAGAGAAGGAGACUUGUGAGCUGGAGUCGGCGUCUGAUUUGGAUUCGCAAAGUCAGCCCAGAAAACGAGCUCGGACAGCCAAGGUCUGAGGCCGGAAAGAGCCAAUAGUUCCAUUAGAAGACUUUGGAUUUAUUUAAAGAAGCUCC
This is a messenger RNA of Exophiala xenobiotica, 2256 nucleotides long. RefSeq lists its product as uncharacterized. Gene Ontology annotation, molecular function: ATP hydrolysis activity; ATP binding. The coding region runs from base 1 to 2199 and encodes 732 amino acids. The record is from RefSeq and is a predicted model, not a curated record. Lineage: Eukaryota; Fungi; Ascomycota; Eurotiomycetes; Chaetothyriales; Herpotrichiellaceae. The transcript is spliced from 6 exons.